Sphenostylis stenocarpa is the source of this 369-nucleotide messenger RNA. Lineage: Eukaryota; Viridiplantae; Streptophyta; Magnoliopsida; Fabales; Fabaceae. The record is from the annotation of a GenBank genome assembly.
AUGAAGAAGUGUUUGGAAAAAGGAGUGAGAAAAUGGAAGGGAUUUGCGGCUUGUAGAAACCAUUUAGGGUGGAGAUGUGGAAGAGAAUAUGUUGGUGAACCAGAGGAAGUGUUUGGAGAAGCGGACAAGGCUAAGAAAACCGUGAAAGCCACGAGGACAAGUAUGGAAGCGUACGGAAAAGCCAUUGUUUUUCUGGUUUUGAGAAUGAAUGAGAGACUCGAGGUUUGUAGAGAGGUUGCCAUUAGAGAUUGGAAGUAUGUGUUUGUGUCCCUAUUGUUUUGGUGGAAGAAGAAAGUAGACACCAUGAAAUUUCCCACUAGGAUGGAGAGGUUUGUGUGGAGAGAGAGGCUUUGGCAUGUGUUUGGGUGA